AUGGAGGUAGCGCAUUGGUUCGUACUGAACAAUUGUGAUGAGAUCAUGGCAUACUUAUAUGAGCAUGAAGAGAUGAUGAAGCGAGAACAUCCAUCGCAUUUGCCCAGAAACACCGUGAAUUGUUUCCACAAUGGUUUUUGGAUUCUGGCGUUCGAUAUGCAAGAUAGCAAACGCUCGGUAAGACCUAGGGCACCGGUGUGGUACUGGCCGAAGGCUCUCCGAUGCUUAAGCCUUGGGAGGUGUGCAAUUUGUUUAGAGUUUCGAUGUGGGACUAUGGACAUCAAUUGUGGGACUGCCACAUGUCCCUGGGGGCGAAGUUGCCCUAAUUGUGCGAUCGAUAGGCACGGUACUGAAGCUAGGUGCCGAAGGCUCCCAUAG
Prunus armeniaca (apricot) is the source of this 378-nucleotide messenger RNA. Lineage: Eukaryota; Viridiplantae; Streptophyta; Magnoliopsida; Rosales; Rosaceae. The record is from the annotation of a GenBank genome assembly.